This is a messenger RNA of Camelina sativa (false flax), 341 nucleotides long. RefSeq names its product putative defensin-like protein 119. The record is from RefSeq and is a predicted model, not a curated record. Lineage: Eukaryota; Viridiplantae; Streptophyta; Magnoliopsida; Brassicales; Brassicaceae.
AGUUUCUUUUUUACUUUCAUUCUUUUGUAUAAAAACAUCAAAGAUGACUAAAGCCACAAUUCAUCUUGCUAUCUUUAUGAUGGUCCUCGUUUUUGGGAUGGCGACGGCUGAGUCGACGCAAGGACAAGAAAUAUGUCAUGAUAUUGUAAUGAAAGGUCAAACAUGUGUCCCUAGCACCUGUGCCACUAUUUGUAAGCAAAAAUGGAAAGGAAGUGGCAAGUGCUUCCCAAACGGAUUUACUCAGAGCUGCCUCUGCACGUUUCCUUGCAAUUCUUGAUUUAUUUAUUUAUUGUUUAAAUAUUUCUAAUCUAUAAACAUUAAUAAUAGUAAUAAAAAUUAUA